AAUUGGAAGACUAGGUUGAAAAGGCUGCCAGUCGGUAGAGGAAUUAUUAUUUAGAUUAGGUACUAUAUUACAAUACCACCUGAGUUUUUGAUUUCUUUGUUAUUACAUAACUAUACAGGGUUUUGUCUGGAAAGUCCGUGCUGAUUUUUGGUGAGUGGUACACGUCUGUUUAUAUUGGAAUGGUUGAAAACAAUUAGCAUGGGUGCAUCUUAAAAGGUGGAAAGAUCGUGGAGCAAAAUGUUAUUUAUAUAAUUCAAUAAAUAUAUAUCAAAAUUCAAAUGUACCUUUGAAUUUUUCUUAAAAAUUCGCACGAACUGUCUGGACAACCCAAUAAUAAUAAUUACUAUUAUUCUUAUAUAUUUCUUUAUCGUACAAAGAUUGAAUACAUCCAAAAGAGCAAGUACUAAACAAUGAAAAAAAAAUAGUGCACGAGUGCUCCAGAAGACUGUGAACGUGUUAAUCACAGGUUUAAGGGAAACACAGUUUUAUAAUACAGUGCGAAAGAUAAACGUUAUCACCCUUACGUGUUCUUUUAUCAAUUUUCAUCCUCGUUUCCAAAGGCCUUGAAACAAAUUGGCGAAAUGGUAAACGCGAGCCUCGAACGUGACGCUUUGGAAAAUGUGAAACGUCAAUUGUUUGUUUGCCAUGAAUUGCUGAAUGUGUGGGAGGAAUCUAUGCAACGAGUGUCGAAACUUCACAAAACAUCCGCCGUCAAUCUUAAAUCACUGUCGGAGAGCGUACCUGUUACGAUUAGAUCGGUAUUCGAACACUGCAGAGCGAGCACGAAAUUGUACGGCGCCUUGUUCGAGGGCGUAUCGGAAAAAUUAACGAAACUCUUUCGCAAGGCGAAAACGAUCUUGAGCCUAUUCCUGGCCACUUUGGAGAGUGUAAUCGUUUUCGACACGGAUACGGAAUCGGAAACGGAGCUGUUAGUGAAAGUGAUCGAUGGGAUCGGUUCGUUGGUCACCAUAGCUCAUGAACUGGAUCUCAAGACGUUCGUGGAGACGUCGAAAAUGUUUGGUAAAUUGGCGAUUAUGCACGAGCUUAGUAUUAAACGAGUGAAAUCGACCAGCGUCACUUUGCAUCUCGAACAAACGACCAAAGAUGUAUCUUCGAUGAUUUCGUUGCUUCAGGCAUCCCACGACAAAGUCGACGAGAGAAAGAUAAGAGUUAUCGGUCACUCGCUAAAAAUUUUGGACAGAUUGUACACAGCAUACUGUUCCUGCAUAAAUAUCAAAACUCUUCCCUUCGUGAUCGACCUUCUCCUGCGAGUGCACAGAUGUUCACCUUCGUGCUUACGAAAAUUGCAAAUGAGCGAUAAAGCGGUCGAAUUAAUAAACGUUCAUAUCUCGAGGGGAUCGGAUCCACUCCUGAACACUGUCUUCAAGAUCUCGGACUUCAAGCAGGCGUUCUUCGAAUAUGGAAACGAGCCAAGUGUGGAUAAAUUGAGCUAUCAUUUGUUGACAGUCAAUAUUAUGAGAAAAUUGAUAAGCAUGCCAUUCGAACACCACUGCAAAUGGACUCUAGGUGCAGAGUCGAUCAUCGAUGUCGCGUUAACAAACAUUAACGAUAUGCAAGAAGAAAUCUUCAUGGGCGAAGUGAGAUUGCCAGGGGCCCACGACAUCGGGGAAAGACCACGUCAGGUCACUUUGUACGAGGCCACCUUGGUGCCAAUUUGUGGUCUAAUCAGCGAAAUACCCGCCGAUGGAUUUAAUGUAGCGGAGAUGAUCCUGCUGAAACAUUUGCUAAGCGAUCGACUUUGGAGUUCCUUGCUCAGCUCGGACAUUUGGUGCUUCGUAGGACGUAUCGGUUCCUCGGAGCUUUGCGUCAGCCACGUAAAGUAUUUAUUGAAAGUGUAUGCCACUUUGAUGAAGCGACACAACGACCUCCAAAUCGUUGUACUGGAGAACUUAAUCGGAAGAUUGUACAGCUUGUUAUCCGUGGAGACGAAACACACUCUUGUGACGGAACUCGACGAUCUCGAAAACCCGUUCUGGAUUCCUAUCGCACGAUUUUUCCCAUCGAAAACGAAAUCGUUUCUACAAAAUCGACUGGCUUGCGUACUUAACGAAAUCCCUGAUACGUUUUCGCAACUGCAACGACAGCCUACUCUGCAGAAUUGGAAUCGGAUCACAACGCUGAUGUCCGUAAUUGGAAAGCUUAGUUAUGCCGGCGAGAAGAACACCGUCGAUAUCCUGUCCCAAAUAUGGAGCUCGAUCGCAAACACGAUCGAGAUUUUCGAGGGUAAACAAUUGGAUAUACUUUCGGAAUUUAUGUGGGAACUGUUCGUGGCUACUCAACCCGAAAAAAUUCAGGACGACAUGUUUCUCACGAUUUUGGAAGCAAUGCUGACGUCGUUUUUGUGUUUUCCGUCGCACGUGAAAGUGAUCGCGUCGCAUUAUCUGAGGAAUAACACCGAUUCAUUCGGCAGCUGCGGUCUGAAGACCGCAAACGCGUUGGCGGAGUUGAAUUGUCGACUUCUCGAGGAUGAGAAUCCCUGGGUGAGGCAGGAAGCACUCGAGUCAUUCGACCGAGUGGCUCACAUGUGCCCGAACGAGGAUCUCGUUACUAAAAUGGCCGCCGCGGUCACCAGAAGGCCGUCGCUGAGCGACUCCCUACCUGCGUAUCUUUCUGCCACUCCCUACUACGAACUUCGUGGCUUCGCGGAUGUUCAAUUUUAUCUGCAACAUGUGGCAAAGAAUUCUGUAAACGUCUGCCACGUUUGCUACCAUUACGAAGAGUCGCAAAGGGACGAAAAACUCGCUAGAUUGGAAAGCCAAUCGAGCGAGAAUUCUGUCGAUGGUUCACCGUCGAGUGAGCUCGACGAGUACGUGAACAAGAUAUGCGACGAAUUGAACGAUAUUUCGAGGAAAAGCAGCGAUAUCGGUGAUCGUGCUUUAAAAAGAUUGCGUUUCGUUUGUACGAAGAUUUUGAAUUUGGUUGAAUCGUCGAAAUAAACCUAGGUCGUCGUCGUUCGUCUUUUGCGCGGUCUCUUUUUUACAAUAAUUUUAAAUAUUUUUGUACUAUUUCUAAAUACUCCAAUUAUUUUCGAUUUGAUUGUCCAUCUUUUUUUUUUUGAAAAUACUUAAUGUAAAUAAAUCUUGGAAAUGUAAUAUUACUCGUUCGGAUUAUUGAUACCCGAAAGAAUGAAAAUGGUUUCAAUUGUAUAUUUUGGAGAAUAAGAAAGGGAUGGCACAGGGAAAAAUUAGUACAGUGAAACAUUAACAUCAUUCGAUGUAAACAGAGAUUUAAAAGUAUAAAAGUAGGUAUUCGUUGGAACGUGGUUCAUUUUGCAUGUAUUCACGCGGACAAGCACGAGCUUCAACCAAUGGUCGAAAGGCACGAGACUGCCGCAGCAAUCAAGAAGGCAAAAAACCUGCAUCUUUGACGGAUGCAUUUCCUUAUUCACACUUUUCCUUUUCACGACAGUUUCAAAUAAUUUUCAAAAAAUAGCGACGUUCUUUUCCGAACUUAAUUUAGAACUUAUAUUUACCAAAAAUAAUUGUACAAUUAAAAAGAGUAAAUAGCAAUGAAAAGUGAAAGCGUUCCAUCGAAUAAAGUGAUUAACGAAUUUUCAGAAGUUGAUUCUUUAGUCAACUUGUUUAA
This is a messenger RNA of Hylaeus anthracinus, 3606 nucleotides long. RefSeq lists its product as uncharacterized. The transcript has 11 exons. The coding region runs from base 582 to 2957 and encodes 791 amino acids. The record is from RefSeq and is a predicted model, not a curated record. Lineage: Eukaryota; Metazoa; Arthropoda; Insecta; Hymenoptera; Colletidae.